Messenger RNA from Phyllopteryx taeniolatus (common seadragon), 4460 nucleotides. RefSeq names its product acyl-CoA-binding domain-containing protein 7-like. The coding region runs from base 374 to 2212 and encodes 612 amino acids. Gene Ontology annotation, cellular component: peroxisome. The record is from RefSeq and is a predicted model, not a curated record. Gene Ontology annotation, biological process: fatty acid metabolic process. Gene Ontology annotation, molecular function: carnitine O-octanoyltransferase activity; fatty-acyl-CoA binding. The transcript has 17 exons. NCBI's taxonomy places the organism in Eukaryota, Metazoa, Chordata, Actinopteri, Syngnathiformes, Syngnathidae.
GAGCUGCGCAUGCGCGGUGGCCUCUUCUCUUCCGGGCUGCUCGAGGGGCACUGGGUUAAAGGUGAACAGCGGGAGUACAAAAAACACUCAUCCAAACGUUUGAGUUUUGUCUUACGAGGAGCCUGUCGACAAACGUUCUGAAGUGUGACUCACUGAGCUAAAGUACUGUGUGUGUGUGUGUGUGUGUGUGUGUGUGUGUGUGUGUGUGUGUGUGUGUGUGUGUGUGUGUGUGUGUGUGUGUGUGUGUGUGUGUGUGUGUGUGUGUGUGUGUGUGUGUGUGUGUGUGUGUGUGUGUGUGUGUGUGUGUGUGUGUGUGUGUGUGUGUGUGUGUGUGUGUGUGUGUGUGUGUGUGUUACAGACACAAUAGGAAAAAAUGGCAAGCCAUUUGCUAGAGCCACAGCAUGAGAGGACCUUUCAGUACCAACGCAGCCUGCCUGCUCUGCCUGUCCCCACACUAGAGGGCAGCCUCUCCAAAUACCUGGAUGCAGUUCGUCCAUUUUCAACUGACGAGGAGUUUCAAACGACGGUGGAUAUUGUGCGGAUGUUUCAAGAGGGUCUUGGCAAAGAGCUGCACCAGAAACUACUCCAGAGAGCCAAGACCAGGAGGAACUGGCUGGAAGAAUGGUGGUUAGACACUGCGUACCUGGAGGUGCGCAUCCCCUCUCAGCUUCACGUGAACUUUGUUGGCCCGGCUCCCUAUUUGGAGCACUGCUGGCCCCCAGGAGAAGGAACUCAACUGGAGAGGGCCAGCGUUAACAUCUGGCACACGCUACAGUAUUGGAACCUCAUUUACAAGGAGAAGAUGGUCCCUCAGAAAGCUGGUAAGAUGGUGUUGGAUAUGGACCAGUUUAGAAGGCUCUUCUGCACUUGCAAAGUACCCGGAGUUAAGAAGGACACCAUCUACAACUAUUUCAAGACCGAGCGAGAGGGCCGCUGCCCGUCACACCUGGUGGUGAUGUGUCACGGACGGAUCUUCACGUUUGAUGCGCUUUGUGACGGGGAAAUCCUCACACCACCGGAACUCCUCAGGCAGCUGAGCUAUGUGAAAGAGCGCUGUGAGAGACAGCCAGCUGGCGAUGGAGUUGCUGCUCUUACCUCUGAUGAAAGGACUCGAUGGGCAAAGGCCAGGGAUCAUCUCAUUCGCAUUGAUCCCCACAAUGAAAGCAUCCUUGAGACCAUCCAGAGCAGCCUCUUCCUUAUAUCUCUGGAUGAUGCCAAACCCUACUCAUCUGCAGAGAAUUACACAAAUCUUGCAGUGGAAGCGCUUACUGGAGACCCCACCAUUCGCUGGGGAGACAAAUCCUACAACUCACUCGUGUUCGCCGACGGUACUUUUGGAGCCAAUUGUGAUCAUGCACCAUAUGACGCGAUGGUCCUGGUGUCCAUGUGUUGGUAUGUUGACCAGCAACUCAAAGCUACAGAGGGCAAGUGGAAGGGCUCGGACAGAGUAAGACCCAUGCCUUUACCUGAAGAGCUUGUUUUUACCGUGGACCAAAAGGUCCUCAGUGACAUCAGCCACGCCAAACUCCAAUAUAUAGAGACGGCACAGGACCUCCAGAUUGUGUGUCACGCCUUCACAGGGUUUGGAAAAUCAGAAAUCAAAAAGAAGAAUCUACACCCUGAUACCUUUGUUCAGCUGGCCAUGCAACUGAGCUACUGCCGCAUGCACAAAAAAGCAGGGAGUUGCUAUGAAACAGCAAUGACCCGCAGGUUCUACCACGGCAGGACCGAGACAAUGCGGCCUUGCACGAGUGAGGCAGUCAGCUGGUGUAAAGCCAUGAUGGACCCCACCCGCGAGAUUCAUGACAAGAGGAAAGCUAUGCUUCAAGCCUUCAAUAAACACAAUAAGCUGAUGACAGAAGGCCAAGAGGGCAAUGGUUUUGACAGGCAUCUUCUUGGACUCUAUCUCCUUGCCAAGGAGGCGGGACAUCCCACUCCAGCUCUUUACACCGAUCCCCUCUACGCAAAGAGUGGAGGUGGCGGGAACUUUGUGCUAUCAUCCAGUAUGGUGGGAUACACUUCAGUCAUGGGGGCUGCUGCUCCUAUGGUUCAUCAUGGCUAUGGCUUCUUCUACCGCAUCAACGAUGACAGGAUCGUGAUCGCCAUCACAGCAUGGAAAUCUUACCGUCAGACAGAUGCUGCAACGUUGUUCAACAACUUCUCCAACUCAAUGCAUGACAUGUUUCACCUGGCGACCACAUCUCAACUUUAAAAAUUCACACCAAGAGACAGAGGAGCUUCCCAUUAGGUGCCUCCCAUUGAUUCAUCUGCUCUUUUUCCACAAUGUGAAUGCACAGUAGAGCGUUUGCUUUCAGCACCAAUCAAUGCAACUAUUGAGAAUGAUUAAUUUUUUUAUGUGCAAGUUGUUUUUUUGUGUCAAGUCUCGCUUACCCCAGGCUCCCAUGCACCUUUAGGCACGGUGGUAGUCCUGACCAGCUCUCCAUUUAAGGGGUAAAAGCUCCCCGUUGUCCCUACGUAUUACACAGUGGACCGUAACCGGCGACGGGAGCUUGCUUAAGCCGCUGGCGGCAGAGAUUCACCUAGGUUCUCACAGCCAUUUGUGAAGCGUCGGUCCCGCUUACGUUAGGCUGCACUUCAACAGAGUAACCUUGGCAGAUGUUGGAUGAAACUCUAACCACGCUUCUUUAAAGCUGCUCUCCCCCUUUAGACUUGUUACAUUUGGAAUGACCUAGUAUAAUUAGAUGGUCUUGGUACAACAGUCAGGACCUGUUAUUUAAAUUCUAGCCGAAAAAAACUUUCAAUAUUUAUAAGCUGUGUCGAUAAUGUUAUGUCUGCUAACAUGAAUAACACUGCGCUUAUUAUUCUUAAAAUAAAAAGAAGGGACAUUUUUCCAUAAUCAGAAAAAGACACUUUAAUGAAUCGUAUUCGGCAAGGGGAAAAGCAUCAAAUAAUAAAAUUCACAAAAAGGAGCUGUAUAUGAAACAUCUACUCACUCAUAAAUGAGAUCAAAUAUUUCAAGCCGAUCCUCUGAGAUGAAAACCAAAAGUCCAAAAACAUCAGUUCAAGGAAAAAGUUGGUAACAUUCUAAGUCUCUUUCAAUUGUAAAUGAAAACAGUCCAAAAUGUGAAAUUCCAAAACAUUAAAAUGAAAUGCAAAUAAAAAUAGUAAUAUCUAAUUCCAAAUAGGAAUAUUCGAUUGAUCAAGUCGAGCAUUCCUCCGACGAGCUUGUUCUUCAAAAUUGUAUUAUUAGAUAGGGGUUAUGAGGAGAAAGGUCAAGGGCUCUUGUAUCUGAGGCUAUAGCAUAACUGCUCUAUUUGUCUUCAUCUAAUCUUAGCUAGAAAAAAACAUUUGGCAAUCUUUUUAGAAGCUGUCUCUAAUCAUCCUGCAUCUUACACAAAGAUAGAUGGGAGAAUAAGAACUUCCGUUGUACUUCAGAUGCUGGCCGACGGCAAAGAGCGCUAAAAGCAGAGGUUUUUUACUUAUAAAGGACUGCUGUCCUUAAGGGUCUGAUUCACCCUCUUGGCUUAUUUGGCCAAAAGGAGGAUGUCAGAACCAGUUCACUCAAUUUUAGGUCCUUUGUCAAAAAUGUCACUUCUGAACUGCACUUUAACUGUUUAUUCCAGUUUUACUUCCCCAUUUUAGCGAGAACAUUUUACCAUCGCUUUACCAUCACAGCGUUUCCCGUGUGUUACUAUGGAGAUAACUUGCAAUAACUUAUUAGCCAACACACUCUCCUGCUCUGCGGGGUAAAAACUCACAUCUGAUCAAUCUUUUCUAAAAUGGUCCAUGUAUGCAUAACGUAUUCAUAUAUCGUCACCCAUACAACAUGACACAAAGUACUCAAUAUAUAGCAUUUCAUUGUCAAUUCCCACUUGUACAACCCCAAUUCCAAUGAAGUUGGGAUGUUGUGUUAAACAUGAAUAAAAACAGAAUACAAUGAUUUGCAAAUCAUGUUCGUCCUAUAUUUAAUUGAAUACACUACAAAGACAAGAUAUUUAAUGUUCAAACUGAUAAACUCUAUUGUUUUUAGCAAAUAAUCAUUAACUUAUGGCUGCAAUACGUUCCAAAAAAAGCUGGGACAGGGUCAUGUUUACAACUGUGUUACAUCACCUUUUCUUUUAACAACAUUCAAUAAACGUUUGGGAACUGAGGACACUAAUUGUUGAAGCUUUGUAGGUGGAAUUCUUUCCCAUUCUUGCUUGAUGUACAGCUUUAGCUGUUCAACAGUCUGGGGUCUCUGUUGUCUUAUUUGAGCUAAUUUCCUUGAAUAGUGGCCAGAGGCCUUCAUUUACUCAACUGCACAGAGUAACGGGCAUUUAUUAGAGGUAAGGCAUUUACUGUAUUACAGAAUAGGACUUUAUUCGUACAAAUGCACUUUUAUCACAACAUGAAAUCCAAGUUUAAUCAUAGUAUGUGUAAUAUCAUUUCCCCCCACAAAUAAUGCUACUUAAAAUAGAUUGUGUAUUACUUGUACUGUAUAUUAAAUAUAUAUGAUUGGA